CGCUAAAAGUAGAAAUGUAGCCGGCGUAAAAUCCGAAAAAACAAUUUCGCGUGUAAUGAAAUUAGUAAAACACUCAUUGCGAAACAGCCUUUCGAGCUUUCGAGUGUCAAGACACCCCCGCUAACCCCAGCACCCUAGCGGGGUUGACGGGGUUCGCACAUCCAUUCAGUUCGCAAUCACCCCCGCUCGGAACGCCCGUACGCUCCGUUCCAAGCGAUACUCGCGAUCUUUUCCGAAAGUGCAAUAUUUUGAAACGUUCGAAUUUCGAACGUUUUCUUUUUUCUGUGUGAGUGUUUCUGUUUCUUGGUUGCCAGUGUUUCGUGUUUUAUAUUGGAUUUGUUUUCGUGUUAAGUUUUGGACGUCCGCAUUUGGUCAACUUACGUGUUGGACGGUAUGUUGAACUUCUGAAUUCCUGUCCCGGCCUGGCUUCGAUACUGAGUAACUCCAGAAGCUCCUGUUGAAUUCGAUGGCAUGGCGCGGUGACGCAUGAUGACACUGCCGCUCGCCGCGCUGCUGCGGCUGCUGCUUAUUGCUGGUGGCGCUAACUUCGUGAACCCGUACGCCAACGACGAGCCAGACCUAACCCAAGUAUGGCUAGAGCUCCCCACCUCCCCCGUCGCCCUGGGCGGCGACGUCCACGUCCACGUCCACGGCGCGUCCACGCCGCUGCGCCUGCGCCUCGCGCGCGACGACGACGACGGACGACUGCUAUUGGCUGUUAUGCCACUAGCGCUAGACGCUGAAGGCCGCAUGACGCUCCCGUGCGGCUACUUCACCCGAGGUGGAACCUACUACGUUGAGCUUUUAGCGGAUAAUUUUGUGAAUGAUUAUGAUAACAAUAGUGUUAGUGAUGAUAGAGUAAUAAGAGAUGCGAAAGUGAAUGAUAAACAAGUGAACAGUGGAGUGUCUAAUGAUGGUAAUAGUGAUAAAGAUAAAAGAGAAGUGAAUAGUAAAGAAAACUAUGAAAAUAAAGGCGACGAUAAAGUUAAAAGAGAUUUAAAUAAUAAAGUAAUCAGUAAAACAAAUAAGAGAGUAAAAAGAGAAGAAAGUGAAGGGAGAAUAGUGGAAACUGAAGACGGAGUGGUCAAAUCGUGGAAUUUCGAUGUGCUUUGGCCGUCAGCGAAGUUAGAUGUGACUCCGGAGCAAAUACAGACGUAUCCGGAGAGGCAGGUGACAGCGAUAUUGGAGUUCCCGAAGGUGAUGUGUGCUCCGUUGCUGCAAAGUGCGGAUUUCUGGCUGGAGCUGCUGUAUUGUGGACAUUCGAGUGGAGGAGCUGUGCUAUGCGAUGGGAAGAACACCAGCUCUCACGCGCACGUUUUGUAUUCUGAACAGAUGCACGGCUUUCCGGGUCGCCGAACGAUGACGCUGCGUUGUGAACUAUUCGGCCAAGCCGGAGACUACGCGCUCACACUUCGGCCUGCGGCCGCCGGGCCACAGGACCUCGCUACUGCCUUUGUCAAGGCAGACUGGUCGGAGCAGUUCGUGCUGAACGUGCACGGCGGCAGCGUGUUCCCCUGCGGUGAAGGAGUGCGAGUCCUCUUCCAGUACCCGGAGUGUGUACUGGAGGGUGCAGACAGAGUACGGGUCUUUGGGCGGGAUCCGGAGCGGCUGAGAUAUGUGGCCGAAAGAAGAGUGCGGAGGGGCCAGCACACAGUCUCGUUUGACUGCCGUCUGUUCAGCGAGAGGUAUCCAGAGUACUGCUUCGUAUACGUCUCGCAAGCUGUGACAGGCGCUGUGGCUGAUGUCAGGAUGGACUGUCUACCCACCUUACCGUUGUCAGAUGGCGGCGCUGGCGGUUGGGGCGCCUGGUCAGCGUGGUCAGCGUGUCCAUCACCAGCGCGUUGCUCCACUCGUACUCGCAGCCGCCACCGCUUUUGCGACUCGCCACCACCAGCGUACGGCGCUAAGUAUUGCGAGGGUCAAGCCGUGGAGCUAGCAGCCUGCGAAUGUGCCACCAAACCCUGGGCCGGAGACUCCUCCAUGGUCGUGUCUGAAGUCGGUCCUCAAUGUCGGUGUGGCUGUGUGCUGCAUCUGGCUCCUAGUGCAAGAUUGCUGGCUGGGUCUGCGAAGGCCUGCCCUGGGCGAUCCUUCUGGCUAUUACAGGCAGAAGAAGGCUUGGUGGUCCGGCUUCGCUUCGAAGCGGUACGGCUGCCGUGUGCCGGACAGGCUUUGAGAGCUCGUGAUGGCGACUCUCUUGGGUCUCCACUUCUGGCCUCUUGGGAUGGACCCGACAGCUCUGCCUUGGUUGGAGACGUGGAAACCACGACAGACAGCAGUGGAGCGAUUGAGAUCGCCGGCGGCGGACACAUCCUGGUAGAACUGCGUUCGGGCGAAGCGAAGAAUCAGGCGGAUCAGAACUGCGCGGGAGGCUUUCUGGCACACGCUUCGCAGAUCGAACCGAUCCGUAACGCAUCAGCAGCCUGGGCGUCGAUCGGCGUGGGUCCGGCGUGGCUCGGCGCUGGCGGCGGCGCCAGAGCGGCGGCGUUGGCGUUAGCUGCUGCUGCCGCGUUGGCUGCAUUAGGACUGGCGCUGCAUUCGGCUAGACGGACCACGCCCUAUCAGAGGGCUGCGGAUAAAGAAUCUCUUACUGAUAGUGAUGCAUGCUCAGCCUCGCUGGAGCUCGGAGCCGCCACGUCAGGCUCACGCAGCACCCUGCUUUCCGAAGUGGUCGGAGGCAGCGUUUCUCUCCGAAGACUGCUGCCUUCAGGACGGACGAAGCAUACCAGGCUGAGGGACUCGGAUAGAGCGUCGGAGAAAGAGCAAAGGCUGGACGAAGACGAACCAACGGACACUGAAGAUCAGGACAACGCCAGCGAAGGCAGCGCACACAGCGCUGCGAGCGACGCCACCAUAACACCUGAAUCCGCUGCGAGCGCGCCCGCGGGACAAACUAGUGUUAGCGCCAUGACGCACUCACCGUUGAAGAGAUCGCAGACUAUGGCUGAUUCACCCCAGGUCACAUCUCCGCCUCUGCCUUCAACCAGCGAGACAGCAACAGAAGACAUAAGCACAAGCGUCACCAGUGUGAGCGAGAGGGACUCCUGCAGUGAAAAGGACAAAGAUAGCUUGUUAGACAGAAGUGCAAGCAGAGCAUCUUCUUCGUCCGCUGCUACUCUGACAAACGGCUGGUACUCGCCAGCGCUGAGUGGGGUGUCCGCGGCUCGGAUUCGCGACAACCCGAAACACAACAAGGAGAGCUGCAACCGCCGGCUGCUGCGGUCUGACCUCAGUCUCACAUCGCACCCUGAGAUGGAGAUAGAUUAUUAUGACUAUGAGGUUAACAAUGCAGGCUCAGUUCCUGGAUCAUACCUAGGAAUGGAUCCUGCUUUCCUGGUCUGGAUACCUCCUAUAGAAGAAGGAGACAUCAUCAAAGAAAUAGAUGAAAGCAAGAUACCUAUUUAUGAGGAAAUUCUUCCCAAAGAACUCCAUCCAGAUCCUGGCAGCAACACGGAAUCCCCUGAGGAUCGUCCUUCUUGCAGCACCCUCAAGAGGACCGAGCGAGAGAAACCCGACAACAGAUCCAUCAAGUCCAACGACUCCGUCAAAUCCCGCAGAGUCCUUGACAGGACCAACAUCAUCCAUCCACUCAACUUCAGCAUCACAGAUUUACAAAACUCUCCAAGACUCCCGAAGAGAAGCAGAAAGAAGAAAGAUGACGCGAUACAAAUGAAAGAACUCACUUUAACAAGAUCUCCAGUUAAAGUACACAGAAGAGAUAAAUCAGACAAUGAUAAUACGUUGAAAAGAGUUAACGAUACUGUGAGAGAAACCAAAGCUUAUGACACUUUGAAAGCAAACACAGACCUCGAUGAUAUAAAGUUUGCAGAUGAUACUGAUUCGUCAAACGAAAUCAAAUUUGCCGAUGAUUCACCAGAUAGUAAUAGAUUAGUUGAUAAAUUCAAUGUUAAAGCUUAAGUCUAUUGUUGAGGUUUAAAUAAACUUAAGUUUAAAACCCCGUAGACAAUCAUUACCAUCAUUAAUAUUUAUGUAGAAUUUUAGUUUCCCUUAGAUUCAAAUGCCCGUUUAACUUAAGGACCAAUAUGUGAAUAGAUCAGACAUAACAUAUUUAUAAUAUUCUCUCAUAUCAUCAAAUCAAAAUUAAAUGUAGCGCGAUAUAUAUUUUUCAAAGAUUCCAUAUGUGUAGUUCACUAACGUAAUAGAUGUAGAAAAUAAUCAGUGGGGAUAAUAGUUUACCAUUAUCAGAACCUAAUAAAUUGUCAAAUGAUUAUUCGGUCCAUUCAAGUUCUGCUGCGUUUAACGAAUGUCAUUUUAAUAAACUUUUGAAUCGAUUAUCUACGCUGUAUCAAUAUUGAUUUUUUUCUUUAGCGAGUUGUUUAUCUUCUAGUUCCUCCACAAAGCUAAUAUCCCCACUGCUAGGAUCACUUAGCAUUUUAUAAUCGACAAUUUCAUUAAGAUGUGUAGGCUUAUGUAUAAUGCCACUGUUUCACCCAUCAUUAUCAUUAAUAUCAUUGCAAUUUCUAGUCACUAGAUUUAAACACGCUAAGAUUUGUGUGAUAUCAGGUUUAAAACUAAAACGAGUAUUUCUGCCAAAGAAUGAAUCUAGUUUAACGAAAUCAUUAUUGUUGUGAAAAUGGUUUUGUAAAAUAAAGUUAGUAAAUACUAGCUUAAAGCAGAGCUCAACGAGGGAGCGGAGUGUUAGGUUCGGCAACGCGCAUGUAACACCUCUUGAGUUGCAGACGUCCAUAGGCUACGGUGACCGCUUACCACCAGGCGGGCCGUAUGCUUGUUUGCCACCGAUAGUAUAAAAAAUCGCUUUUACUAUGAACCUUUAUUAACAAUACAUCGUGUUCUACGUAUUUCACGCUGUAAAUAUCCAUUUGAAUAUUCGUAUCAUUAACAAUAUUGCAAUAUUUAUUUAUUUUAUUUAAAUGGUAUAGACGAUGAUAGAGACUAAGGAUUAUGGGCAGUGCAAUAUUGAAUUGCGUUUUUAAAUUACUUUUUGAUUUAUAUUUAAUGAUCGUCAAUCAAAUAUUUGUGGCAAAAACAAAAACGUCGUGAUCUUUUUAAAUCUAGUCAUCUUGUGUCAAAUUAAAGCCAUUUUAUGAUUUUUGUUACUAUUUAUAUUGAUUAUUUUGUACCGCAUUUAUUAGUUUAAUUAAAUAUUAAGUAGAAAGUUUAAGGGGUAAUGUUAUUUUAUUGUAAAACUGUUAGCAUUACCUUUAGCGUAAGUGGAGGAGAGUUGUUUCAAAUUUAAUUCUGUUCCUUUUUUGAGAAUAAACAGUUUUUAUUUUGUAUUUGAAA
Messenger RNA from Cydia splendana, 5262 nucleotides. RefSeq lists its product as uncharacterized. Gene Ontology annotation, cellular component: cell periphery. Lineage: Eukaryota; Metazoa; Arthropoda; Insecta; Lepidoptera; Tortricidae. The transcript is spliced from 20 exons. Bases 487 to 3915 code for a protein of 1142 amino acids. The record is from RefSeq and is a predicted model, not a curated record.